GUAAUCAUCAAUUGAUAUGUUGGUGCCUAACUUGAAUAACAUCUUCUCUAUUUUGAGAGAGUAGCCAAUGGGAAGUACUUAAUUGUUAUAUGCUGACGAUGGCUGAUCCUCUUUCAAUAUCUGGACUGAUCUUACAAGUCAUUACCACCGCCAAAACCGUAUACGACUACGCAAGCCAAGUAAAAAAUGCACAAAAGGACAUUCGAGAGUUGUUCGGAGAGCUAUUCGCUCUCAAAGCCAUUGUCGACCAGAUCCAAAUGGAAAAAGAUGCCACUAUUAAAGUGACGGAAAUUUACUUUAAUAACACACGUUCGUCAGAUGCGUUCGACAAAGCUAUGACCGAUACAAGGAAUCUCUUGCAAGAGAUUCUAGACGACUUAGUCGAAAGGGCGUUGCGGGGUCAAUCUCUUCUCCGAAAUUUAGGAUGGCCGGGGAAAAAGACUAAUCUGCAAGAGAAAGUUGCAAAGUUAGAAAGAAUAAAAACCUAUUUUAUUCUGGUUUUGAUGAACGAUAAGGCAGAGUUAGGUAGAGACAUGUCGAUAUCCAUUGGCGCGAUAGCAGAAACAAGCAUCCAGCUAUACCAAAACAACCAAGAUGAAAUAAACCGAAAGAUCAAAGAUUGGAUUUGUCCCAUUGAUCUUGAACUAAUGCAUCGCAGAGCUCGUUCUACUUGCCAGUCCGGAACAGGACUUUGGUUCAUCGAUGGGCCAUUUCAGCGAUGGCUUUCGGGCUCAGAUGAUAUGAGACUACUUUAUCUCGAAGGAAAAUCUGGAUCUGGAAAAACUGUUCUCUGUUCAAGUGCAAUAGAAGCAGUUCAGACAGUACCUACAGAUAAAACUUCCUUUCAAGUUCUUUACCACUACUGCUCAUUUCGCUCCGUGCCUUCCCAACAACUGAUCUAUAUCCUUGGGGCACUUAUUACUCAAAUCUCUGAAACUAUUCCCAGUAUCUUAGAAGAUUUGAGAGAACCUUAUGAGCGAAGAACUGAGCCUACUGCCGAUGCUCUGAUUGAGAUAAUUCAUAGCCAUAUCGAUACUCGGCAACACUUGCUUGUUUUUAUCGAUGCUGUUAAUGAGAGUUCUGAGAGUGAUGCGAUCUUCAAAGCACUACACAAACUUAUGAAGUUAUUACCCAAUCUCUUUGCUUUCACUACCAGUACCGUACCUCCACCGAGUCUGUUUGAAAAUAACACUCUAUUGAGAGUUAAGAUGGAAACCUCCUCAAACCCAAAUGACAUUCAUGCGUAUAUAAAUAGGCAAUUGGAACAACAACCAGCACUUCAUCGCCUCGCACCUCACGUAAAAGACCAAAUCAAGAGAACGCUGACAAAGAAAGCAAACGGAAUGUUUCGUUAUGUUCAGUGCCAACUUGAACUUCUCAGCUCUCAGAGGACGGGCCGAGAUGUCAUCAGAGCAUUAGAGCAGAUACCCGAUGGCAUUAACGGCACAUACGAACUUAUCCUAGAAUGUAUCCCGCCAAGUGACAGAGAGCUUGCGAGAGAAAUACUCGUCUGGUUAAUAUAUAACCGGCAGCCAAUACGACUCUCCGCACUAAACGAAGCUAUUGUUUUACAAAGAUAUGAUCGCUAUUUGGACGACGAAUGCAAGCUAUUUGACCAAACUGCCAUUCUACACAUUUGUCAGGGUCUGCUUACCUAUGACGAGAAGACUUCGAUCGUUGCUUUGGCUCACUCGUCAGUCCGAUCCUAUCUAACUUCAGAUGCAAUAAAAAAGAGUAGAGCCGCUUUUUAUAGCGUUGAUGAACGAGUGGCUACAAGGAAUAUCUUUCAAAAGUGCCUCACUUAUUUAAUGUUUGACGAGUUUAAUAAUCCAUGCCGAAAUAUCCCGGCACUCAACAAGCGUCUCGCAGAGUAUCCCUUGCUACGGUAUGCAGCCGAAAAUUGGGCCACACACUGCAAUGCCAUUCAGUAUACAGGCGAUGGAUUAAUAGAUAGCGAUUUAGAACAAGCCAUGAGCUUUUUCUAUACCCACAAGUUUCAUAAUGGCGGGAACUAUACAUCGUGGGCACAGAUAUUGCUGUUUGAGGCUCCGGCUAAAUUAUCGUUCAUCACCGAACCGCUCUAUUAUGCCGCCUCGUUCGGGCUACUCCCCGUCGUGGACAGACUGUUGGAAAACGGUGCAUCUCGAAAUUGCCAUGGUGGGAGAAAUAAAAGCACGCCUCUGGUUGUAGCGACGUUUCGAGGACAUUUGCCUGUGGUGAAACUGCUACUCGAACGAGGUGAAGAUCCGAAUACUAAAGAUAUUUAUGGGAUGACAAGCCUUGAGUGGGCUUUGGAAAAGCGAUUCCACGAAAUUGAGCAUACUCUGCGGCAAUAUGGUGCUGGAAAUACAUCACCAAAUCCUGACAUUCACCAGACAUGGAUGCUCACCAAGGAGCUAAAAUGACUAUUGCAAUAGCCACGUUUCCGAGAAUCUUCCCAAGCCCGGGAGUCGAAAGCAGACACCUGUAGUCCCAAAGGGCAUCCUUAAGGACCAGGUGAGCGACUGCUUGGGGUAUAUUCUCAAAACUGUUCCCAAAAU
Molecule: messenger RNA, 2540 nt
Organism: Talaromyces proteolyticus
Lineage: Eukaryota; Fungi; Ascomycota; Eurotiomycetes; Eurotiales; Trichocomaceae
Exons: 6
Coding region: 90-2405 (771 amino acids)
Molecular function (GO): protein binding
Source: RefSeq, a predicted model, not a curated record